Messenger RNA from Oryza brachyantha (malo sina), 1193 nucleotides. RefSeq lists its product as uncharacterized. Bases 112 to 810 code for a protein of 232 amino acids. The record is from RefSeq and is a predicted model, not a curated record. The transcript is spliced from 2 exons. NCBI's taxonomy places the organism in Eukaryota, Viridiplantae, Streptophyta, Magnoliopsida, Poales, Poaceae.
GCUCCUCUCUCGCCCCUCGCUCUCUCCAAUUCCAAACCUGCGUGUGGCGAUCGGGGGCGUUCCGGCCGCGCGCGAUCAGAACCGUCGGCUUCGGGCCGGCCGGAGUGGCGGAUGCCGGCGGACGUCGCGGCACGCGAGGCGGCGAUGCCGGCGCCGGCGCCGGCGUGCAGCUCGUCGUCGAUCGGGAAGGACAGCGACGAGUGCUCGCCGCCGGGGAAGGAGGAGGAGGAGGUGCAGAGUGCGUACGGAGGAGGAGGAGGAAGAGGAGGGGACCUGGCGGGGUUGGAGGCAUUGGAGGAGGCGCUUCCCGUUCGGCGUAGCAUCUCCAAAUUCUACAAUGGUAAAUCAAAAUCAUUUGCGUGUCUCAAGGAAACUGCUUCAUCUUGUGGCUCUGCAAAGGACAUUGCUAAGGCAGAGAGUGCAUAUUCCAGAAAACGGAAGAAUCUCCUUGCGUACAGCAUCAUGUAUGAAAAUUCACAUGACACAGCAGCAGAAGUUUAUGAAACUGGACCUCCUAAGAGGCCUGCUAGUCUGAGCAGAAACUCUUUGGCGACCUUGGCCAGUAGCAGUUCCAGGAGCAGCAGCUGUAUCAGCAUUGAAGAAACCGAGCUACCUGAGCAGCUUCUUUCUCCUCUCUCACCUGCUAAUUAUGAAAAUUCUGCGGAUUGUUAUGUUCCAGCACUACAACUAGGAUCCUGCGAUCCUAAAUCAUCAUCUGUGCCUAUGAGGUCAUUCUCAAUGAUGGAUUUGCACCUUCUGCAUAGGCCAAGAUCCUCAUUUCGUCCCAAAGAUCAGAGAACGAUGGACUAGUGCAAUAUUUAUGUUGUUUUACCUGGAGUUUUCUAAUGUCUUUCUGUAAGGUCAGUAUCAAGAUGGAUUCUUGAAUAAACAAGGGGAAGUGGGAUGGUGUUGUCUAUGUGCCUGCAAGAUGACUGGGGCUACUGUGUUGUAAAUUAGCAUACUAAGUACUGAUAUUGAUGGCCUAAGCGCUAAAAUGAUGUAUCAUGUAAAUUAGUCAUUUGUAAAUUAACCAAAUCUUCUAAACUUGUACUAUACGUGCUUCUUGAUCGGCUGACUGUAUCCUUGUUGUGUUGUCCUUUGUUAGGGAGCAUGUGCCAUCUGGGGCACUAUCAAACCAAUAAAUUCAGUGCAAUAUGUACAUUGAUUUUUGUGGGGGGCACAAUUGAAUUACA